AUGCCGCGUCUCACUCCCUCCGUUGCCUUGCUGCUCCAGGCCUACGCCGUGUCGUCGAGCGUCAUCGACGUUCGUGCAGACGGGUCCAGCAUCGACCGACGCGAUAUUUUCGGUCAAGUCGCCCCCAGAGACGUGUUUAAGGCAAACCCGACAUGCCCGACAGAACGCGCCGCCUUUAAGGAGUUCCAACGGGCCAACAAGGGAGAAGCGCUGGACAACCUGCUCUACGGUUGUACGCCGCCGACGCUGCGAGGACAGCUCUAUCCUACCUUUGACGACAGCAACCAGAAUACAAUCGCGGGGAGAGGAGUCGACUCCAACACGGUGGAGGAGACGGGAAAGAGCUCGCAAAGCUGCAACGACAUCACCCGCGCCUGGGGAUGCGUACGCGGCCUCGACUGCCGCUACGUGCAGACCUGCAGCAGGAGGAGCCUGAAGGAGCUGCACGGAGGCGGCACGAUCAAGCUCGGCGAUCGGGAAACGGUGCCCUGCGCAAAGGGAACGGUGCCGAGGGAGAUGCACUGCAAGAUUUCGACGAACCCGGCCGCGGCCGCCGAGGUGGCCUUUGAUCGAUUGAUUUUCGAGCUCAUCAUGGACGAUGGCCAGCCGGCGUCGGGCAAGAUCCGGGCCGAAGUUGGCAACGGACAAAGCGUUUCCAUCUUCGACGGCUCGCUCAGCAAGAACCGAGCCAUCAUCCCGGUCAACAUCCCGUCGCUCUUUGGCGGCGAAACGAGGUUUUCGCUUCAGCAAGUCAUGGGAAACCACGUCAAGCUCUACUACGAUCCCAAGUCGGGCGGCGACGAUGCGUUCAAGAUCAAGUCCUUUACCCUGUUCGCACGUCUUGCCGGCACCAACCUCGUCUUUCAGACCAUGCCUCUGGUCGACCAAAAGUUUGACGCCGGGAGAGGCCAUACCGAGAUCUGGUCGCAUCAGCUGGAUCUGGAGGGCUGGAACACGGUGGCCGGCGUGGAGAAACCAAUCUCGCCUUUCCUGUGCCUCAGCACCGAAACCAGCGAAGAAUGCUCGGCAAGGCUACGCUACGGCUAA
Messenger RNA from Drechmeria coniospora, 1047 nucleotides. RefSeq lists its product as uncharacterized. Bases 1 to 1047 code for a protein of 348 amino acids. Lineage: Eukaryota; Fungi; Ascomycota; Sordariomycetes; Hypocreales; Ophiocordycipitaceae. The transcript is spliced from 4 exons. The record is from RefSeq and is a predicted model, not a curated record.